GAUUCCCACUCACAUUAGCAUUGAGUGUUACUUCAACUAAAGUGUCAAUCGAUUAUAUAUAUGACAAAAUAUAGUUUCCUAAUUGCAGCAAUGUAUCUAUUUCUAACAAUUGGACAGCUCCUUGUGGCACCUCUGGCGGGACUUGUCCCACAAGGUUUUACAGUGCGACAACCCAAAUGCAUUUAUCUGGUCGAUCCUGGUCCCUGCAAAGAUUGGGUCAAAGUUUGGGGCUUCGACUAUUUGACAAAUCGCUGUAUAUUCUACUAUUAUGGCGGGUGUGGCGGAAACCCAAAUCGCUUCUAUACAAAGGAUGAGUGUCUGGAGACAUGUCGAGUAUACGAUGAUCCAAACCGCAAAAGAAGAAAAAACACUGACGAUAGUGAUAUGUUUGAAAGGGACAUCGAUGAUUGGGACAAUUUCGAUCUUUAAAUAUAAGUAAAACUUCCUCUUUAUUCGUAAAGAAAACAUACAAACUUGUUUGCAACUCUCGAACAUACAUACAUAUACAUAUGUUCCAUAUAUUCUCUCUUUCCUUGGAAAUAUCUAUCAAGACGUCUGUGUGCUUCAGAGCUCUUUGGGACCUUUAUUAUUGCCGACCCUCCAACCACAGUGCCAAUAAACAUUUACACAUUCAUUGGUCAGCCGGUCAGCCGUGCUAUGCUUAGGUUGAAUUGUCUUGGCUUGGCUUGGCUUGUUUGUGGUCCAUUCCGGUUUGUAGCUCCACAAGAACCCUUCACAAAGCGAACGAUCGAUGGCGCAUGACAAGUGUAUGAAAAUUUCCAAGCAAUCAAACCAAACCAGAGCCGUUCGACACCUCAAAUGAAAUCCACUCGAGGCUGCCUGCCGCCUUCCGU
Molecule: messenger RNA, 854 nt
Organism: Drosophila obscura
Lineage: Eukaryota; Metazoa; Arthropoda; Insecta; Diptera; Drosophilidae
Product: kunitz-type serine protease inhibitor textilinin-5
Exons: 2
Coding region: 61-429 (122 amino acids)
Molecular function (GO): serine-type endopeptidase inhibitor activity
Source: RefSeq, a predicted model, not a curated record